GGUAAUCUGGUAUGCAGAAGCGCGUGUUCCUGUCGCAUCGUGCUACAAACCAGUGUCGCGAACUUCGUAGUGGGAGUGUAUCCCGGACGAAAUCGAGUAUAAAAGAGGUCUAGCUAAUCCACAAGUCAGUUCAGUAUUCACUAGCGUUUCAUUCGAACUACCUUCGAAAUCUCCAACCGCAAAAUGUCUGCCAUGAAAUUCCUGGUUUUCUUCGCCUGUAUGAUCGCCGCUUGCUCGGCCGGAGUCUUGCACGCAGCGGUUCCAGCUGUUCCAGCAGCGUACGCUUCGGUCCCGGCGGCUUUGACUGUCGGAACCUAUGCGUCCAGCUACAACGCACAUGCCAUUAAUCACGCAUACGCUGCACCAUACAUCGCAAGCCCCGUAGUUGCCCACGCUGCUGCUCCGUUCGCGUACUCCAGCCUCCCAGUCAUCGCUGGCAGACGCUGAAAACUGUACCUUCUGGCGUUACCAUUCGAGGACAAUCGAGAAACAUCCGGUUGCGUUCAAACCAAUGACCGUCCAGCCACGAAACAACCUAACCUUCGAUACCACCUCUCCACCGGUGCCCAGUGGAUUCUGAACGAACGUCACUGAUCUGGAAUACCAUCGAGAACCUACAACCAUUAUGGAUGUUUCCCUCUUCGUCCUCUUUGUUUUCUCUAUCCCCAAUUAAUUGUCAAUGUUUUCUCCGAUUUCCUUUUUGUAAAAAGUUACAAUAAAUCAUUUUUCACACGCAA
Megachile rotundata (alfalfa leafcutting bee) is the source of this 737-nucleotide messenger RNA. RefSeq lists its product as uncharacterized. Lineage: Eukaryota; Metazoa; Arthropoda; Insecta; Hymenoptera; Megachilidae. The record is from RefSeq and is a predicted model, not a curated record.